GAUAACCUAAUAAAUUGUAUACAUUUCAAUUUUAUAAUUUUUAGUGUUUCUACAUUUAAAUAAAUGUAUACACGCGUGCGCGGGCGCAACGUGUUAGUCAUGUAUGCGAAUGUCAUGAUUAUGUGACUUAGAUCAAGUUGUAGUGUAAUUUUGCAUUUUACAGACCUGAUUGACACUUGACCCCGUUCUCUGGCCAAUACGUGUUUAAGUUUCGUGUUUAGAAAUUGAAACUUAUGUUUUUUUCUCCUAGACAACUUUUACAAGCACACUAUAUUUCUAACAGUAGUAUUAUCUAUCCAAGAUUAAUCCUUUAUUCAAUUUCGAAUAAUCUAAGUAAAUUUUAGACAAUGGCAAAUAUGUUAAUGAAUAUUGAUACCUCACGAAAAAUGUCUUUUGAUAUUAAUGGAAAAUUAAAUGGUUUAGAAAGCAAAACACCCUUUUUAAUUGGAGUUUCAGGUGGUACUGCUAGUGGAAAAUCAACUGUAUGUAAACGUAUAAUGGAGAAACUUGGACAAGUAGAUAUGGAUCACAUGCAACGUCAAGUUGUUUGUAUUUCACAAGAUAGUUUCUAUCGAGAUUUAUCACCAACUGAAAAACUUAAAGCUGAGAAGGGUCAAUAUAAUUUUGAUCAUCCAGAUGCAUUUGACAAUGACUUAAUACUUCAAACAUUACAAGAUAUAUUAGCUGGGAGAAAAUGUGAAAUAACAGCCUAUGAUUAUAGAACAAACAGUUUACUAAGAGAUCAAAUUACAACAAUUUAUCCUGCUGACGUAGUUUUAUUUGAAGGCAUUUUAGUAUUUUAUUUUCCCAAAAUACGAGACUUAUUUCAUAUGAAACUAUUUGUGGAUACUGAUUCAGAUACUAGAUUAGCUAGAAGAGUACCAAGAGACAUAAAGGAAAGGGGAAGGGAUUUAGAUUAUGUAUUGAAUCAAUACAUGAAUUUUGUGAAACCUGCCUUUGAGGAGUUCUGUCUUCCUACUAAGAAGUUUGCUGAUGUUAUUAUACCAAGAGGUGCAGACAAUACAGUGGCAAUUGACCUUAUAGUGCAUCAUAUCUGGGACAUUUUGCGUUUGAAAAAGGCUGAAAACUCAUCUGGGCAGCAUCCAUACAUCUACCAACAUAGGCGUACUUCGACUUCAUGCGACACGUUCAACACAUGAUUUUACAUGAUAUGCACAUUUAUAAGCACUACACUUUUAUAUACCUUAAUUGAUGUAGGACCGA
Eufriesea mexicana is the source of this 1224-nucleotide messenger RNA. RefSeq names its product Uridine-cytidine kinase (gene Uck). The transcript is spliced from 6 exons. NCBI's taxonomy places the organism in Eukaryota, Metazoa, Arthropoda, Insecta, Hymenoptera, Apidae. Bases 348 to 1160 code for a protein of 270 amino acids. Gene Ontology annotation, molecular function: kinase activity; ATP binding. The record is from RefSeq and is a predicted model, not a curated record.